This is a messenger RNA of Branchiostoma floridae (Florida lancelet), 2206 nucleotides long. Its product is annotated as E3 ubiquitin-protein ligase rnf213-alpha-like. Gene Ontology annotation, molecular function: ATP hydrolysis activity; ubiquitin-protein transferase activity. The transcript is spliced from 6 exons. The record is from RefSeq and is a predicted model, not a curated record. NCBI's taxonomy places the organism in Eukaryota, Metazoa, Chordata, Leptocardii, Amphioxiformes, Branchiostomatidae. Bases 278 to 2206 code for a protein of 642 amino acids.
CACGCUACAACAGAAAGUGGACGCGGUCGUCGACAGACUACCUGUCAGUCAGCUCUGUGCUGUCUUCAUCUUUGAUGACAAACAAGCUACAGCAAACGGCGAGGGUCUUGAAGAAGUACCAACGGUGACAUUCUUUAACCUCAAGCCACAAGUCAAAGCAAUACUGGAUCCUGUGGGACGACUGGAAAACAGUACCCUCUUCCAAAUCAUUUGGAAGGAGCAGGCAGAGGAGUUGCGCAACAGGAUACAGAAACAAAGAGACGCAGCACCAGAGGAGAUGCCACAUUCGCCCGACACGACAGAGGACCAUCAAAUAGAGCUCUCAAUAGAUCAGGUAGUCACCAACAUUUGCAUGCCAGCCCUUAAGGUGUGGGAGGAGCAACGUGAAAGCAUAGAAACAGGAGAAAUCACCUUAGAGGACGUCGACAAGUAUUUCGGAGGCAUAAUGGGCAGGGAACGAGACUUGCUCCAAGAAAUUACGAAGCUAUCUGACCAUCCCUCGGCCUGUUGGGUAAAGGAGAGAGCAGAACAGAUCAGGCAAUAUCACCUGCUCGGGCAGUACAUCGAGAAGGCCGGUCGUGUCAACGAUGUCAGGCGGACCUAUCAACUGGGAGGAGACUUCAGCUCGGUUGAAACUUUACUGGACUCUAGAAAUGCAUCCUUCAAAAUGCGCCCACUGAGAUCCAUGGAUGACUCUGUCUUCAAUGCUACUUCGAUUCUCGCUGAAUUGACAGAAGCUACUUCAGAUGCUCUCAAUGCCUUCGUCCUGUCAAAACCUUUGGUGGAGUGGAUGCGAAAACACACUAAAGACACAAAAGAACUGAAGGUGUUUGCUGAUCUAGCCAGCAUAUCGGCUGGGGAGACAGACAUUGAGAUCGACAGGGUGAACAUGCUCCUGUCAGCAGGCAUCGGCUACGGGCCUCUGAUCUACGACCUCAAACAAGAUGCUGGAUUUCCUGAAAUGAUGCAGGCUGCCAAAAGGCUCGAGACAUAUCUGACACAGGACCCAAACCUACCAAAGAAAUUGCGCGACAUGAAGAACCAUCUGGCGUGGCUUAAACACGUUCAAGAAUCCCACGGAUCCGUAGAAAAGUCGUCCCUCUCGCAAGCAGAGGCGAUAAAUGCCAGGGGCAUCUACGAGAUCGGCCACAUUACCCAACCAAAGGACUUACAGGAACCACUCGAUGCCGUCGUUACAUUACGACUCAGCCAGGCCGAGGACGACGAUGAUGAUGAUCGGCACUACAGUGUCAGUAACUUAAAGACACUCCAAAGCAAGCUCAUGCUGAUUGCAGGAACUGCCGACAAAGGGAAGGAAGAGGUGGAAAAGUUCGUUGAGGUAUUCAACGGUGUCAUUCGUCUUGGAAACGUGUACCUACGUCUGCGCAGAACUGGCUCCGUGCUCUUUGAUAGGUGGACAUGCAUUCUGUUCUGCGAUCCCCAGAAGAAAGUCAAAGCAAGAAUCGAUUUUGGCUUUGGUUCGUCAACUCUUGCUGGAACAGAAAAAGACCUUGUCACAGAGGUCACCAAUCUCGCAAAGUUCAUGGAGUCAUGUCUGGAAGGCUGGCUUGAAUUCGUCGACUUCAAAAGAGGUGUCCAUCCGGAGCUUAACAACUUCACCACCGAGCAAAUUGUGGUUCUUCGCAGGGAGCUAGCAAACGUUCUAAAUGGCGACGCGGCAUCCUCACAAGCACUUGUGUUGCUAGACAGUAUCAAAACACACUGUUCGGUCAAUGACCUGAAAGAAGCCUUCUCAAUGAUAGACCUCGAUGACGAGAUGGUGGAUGCAAUUGGCGGUGGAUCCUUCGAGGAGAAAAGUGAAGACGACGCCCCUGUCACAGGCGCACUCGAUAGGGAGGCACUCCUGAGAGAACUUCACAAUUUCGUUCCAAGACUUUCAGACGACAUGGCUGAAGCUGCUCUUAAAGUCUCCCAAAGAGGAAACUUCAAUGAGACCCUUGAUGAAGCCAUCGAUUGGUGCAUUAACAACUACAACAAUGACGAGCUGGUUCAAGAGAUCCUUGGACAGAAGGAAGAAACCACAGACGCGAGAGGACAAGAUUUAACAGAAGCAAGUCCAGAACGGUCCGAGGAGCACGAUAAUUCCAGCAGAAACGUUCCAGGGCUUGCCCCACUGACAAACAUGUCCUCCCUGAGUGAACUCACGCGUUGGUUUGUUACGGAAACCAAAGACAGAGAUGAGUGA